Messenger RNA from Impatiens glandulifera, 1993 nucleotides. RefSeq names its product pentatricopeptide repeat-containing protein At4g18520, chloroplastic-like. The transcript has a single exon. The coding region runs from base 75 to 1925 and encodes 616 amino acids. NCBI's taxonomy places the organism in Eukaryota, Viridiplantae, Streptophyta, Magnoliopsida, Ericales, Balsaminaceae. The record is from RefSeq and is a predicted model, not a curated record. Gene Ontology annotation, molecular function: RNA binding; protein binding. Gene Ontology annotation, biological process: RNA modification.
UCUUCAUCAGAUAUCUCCGGAUUCCCCCGGCGGGAGGCAGCUCCAAUUUCUCCGGCUGCCGUUUGGCCUCUGCAAUGCUAUUUACACCCUCUUCAUCUGCGGCCAUCGCUCUUAUUUAUACUCCCCCUGCUCCGUUUGACAUCCGACUCUCGAGUACAAAAUUUGAAUCCUUGAAGAAGAAGAUUGACAGCAGCAGCAAACCGUAUCCUCCCGAAAGCGCUCCACUUCUUUCCAUCGAGCUUCUUCCCUUGAAAACCCAUAAUCGUGAUGUCUCAAAAUUAAGCGUACCAUCUUCAGUAAAUCCGAGCGGUAGCAGCCGUGAAGAAGUGGACCUUGCAUCAAAGCUUCGGUCUUGCUUUACGGAGAAAGAUGUUAGACGAUUGCAUACAUUUGUAUAUAAGCAUCCUCAGAAUUAUUUAAGCACUUACGUGGGGAAUAACUUGAUCAGUUCCUAUGCAAGACUUGGCAAAUUGAUCGAAGCCCGGAAGGUAUUCGACGAAAUGUCUCUAAAGAAUGUAGUCUCCUGGACAGCUAUCCUUAAUGCGUACUUAAGUUUUGGAUUAGACAUCGAAGCUCUAUCAGUCUUCAGGGAUUUCGUAGCAAGUGGAAUCCAACCCAAUUGUAAGACAUUUGUAUGUGCAAUGAACUUGUGUUCAAGUAGAUUGGAUUAUGAGCUAGGAAAACAAAUUCACGCCAGUAUCAUAAAAUCUAAAGUUAAUAAUUUAGUUGUAGAUAGUGCAAUUGUUUAUUUCUACGCACAAUGCUGCGAUCUUUCGAGUGCAUCUUGUGUGUUCGAUAGAAUGCCUGCUUAUGAUGUAAUUAGUUGGACAACGAUGAUUACUGCUUAUUCACAACAGGGUCUAGGGAAUAAGGCGUUUUCUGUCUUCACUAGGAUGGUUUCUGAAGGGUAUGUUGCGAAUGAAUUUACAGUUUGUAGUGUUCUCAAUGCUUGUGGGGAUGAAGAGGCCAUUGGAUUGGGGAAACAAUUACAUGGUGCUAUAGUUAAGAAGACAGUGAAAAAUGAUGUCUUUAUAGGAACUUCGCUUGUCGAUAUGUAUGCAAAAUGUGGGGAUAUUGUUAAUUGUAGGAAAGUUUUUGAUGGAAUGAUUAAUAGGAACACGGUCACAUGGACUGCUAUUAUAGCAGGGUAUGCUAGAAACGGGUAUGGUGAGGAAGCUGUAAAUUUGUUUCGGAUAAUGAGACGACGAAAUCUAUUUGUUAAUAAUUUGACAAUGGUGAGCAUACUCAAGGCAUGUGGGUCAGUUAGAGCUCUAAUGCUUGGUAAAGAAGUGCAUGCUCAAUUACUGAAGAAAUUUGGUCAGUUUGAUAUUUAUAUUGGAAGUUCUCUUGUGUGGAUGUAUUGUAAAUGCGAUAAAUCUUCCAUAGCUUCUAAUGUUCUUCAACAAAUGCCUCUUAAAGAUGUUGUGUCGUGGACAACAAUGAUAUCCGGUUGCUGCGCUCAUUUGGGUCAUGAAUCUGAGGCUCUUGAAUUUCUCAAGGAAAUGUUGGGGGAAGGGAUGGAACCGAAUCAUUUUACUUAUUCUUCUGCAUUGAAAGCUUGUGCUAGGCUUGAAAACGUUGAGCAAGGGAGAUUGAUUCAUUGCUCGGUUAAGAAGACUGCAGCGAUGUCAAAUGUAUUUGUGGCUAGUGCUUUGAUUUUCAUGUAUACGAAAUGCGGGUAUGUUUCGGAUGCAGUCCAAGUGUUUGAUAGUAUGCCGGAGAGGAAUUUGGUGGCUUGGAAGGCUAUGAUUGUUGGUUAUGCGAGAAAUGGUUUAUGUCAGGAAGCUCUUAAGUUGUUGUAUCGAAUGAAGGAAGAAGGUGUUAAAAUAGACGAUUGUGUUCAUAUGGAAGUUCUCGCAGCUUGUGGAAAUUAUUAUCCUAUGGCUAGUCGUCAAGUACUUGAUCAAGAUGUUAAUGUUCCUUAGGAAACGUAAAAUGUUUCAUAUGGUUACUAAUAUCCUUCUUUGUUUUAGAUGAUAUUGUACUUAUCCAA